AUGAAGCUGCCGCGGAGCAAACGGAAGCUAGGAGUUACAUUAAUCGCUGUCAAGGAACUUCCACGAAAUAAGUUGAGAAAGUAUCAACCAGUCGCUGAAGGCCAAUUUAUCGACUAUGAAUCAUAUCAACCUAUGGAAAUGGGAAGCAGUUGGAAAACCAAACACUGUAAAGUCUUUCAAGAUAACAUUGAUCACAACCAAUGUGAGUACAAUGCCGACCUCGUGAACUCGGAGCAUGCAAAUCCGCUGGAAGCGGAACCGUGGAGUACCAGGUUACGCGGACGUCACAAAGGGAUCAACGGGGGCGCGGUCGGGAUCCUAGAGAAGUAUAUAAAGUCAGACCGGAUCGUCCGUGGGCACACUCAGCAAUCGGUCGGCAAGAUGAAGGCCCUCUUGAUCGUGGCAGUCCUGUUCGCCUUCGCCGCAGCUGAGAUACGCCAGCGUCGUGGAGCUAUUUGGGGCGGCUACCACGGAGGCUAUGGCGGCCAUCUUGGAUACGCACAUGGUGUAGCGGUUGCUGGGCCAGCUCUGGGUCCUAUUAGUGUCGCUGGUCCGCACGUGGGGGCUGCUUCGCUGGCUGGUCCAGCUAUAGGCCCAGCGAAGCUUUCUGGAGCCGUUUCUGGGCCUGUGCAAGUCUCUGGUGCCGUUGCUGGUUCCGCGGUAGUUACUGCGUCCAUUGCUGGUCCCGCCCAUGUCGAAGGUUACGGACCCUACGAUGGAACUGGCGGUCAUUACUCUGGGUAUCCAGGAUACGCAGGUUACGCAGGAUACGCGGGACACGCAGGACACGGAGUGGUCGUAGCAGGGCCAGCCUCUCAUGGAGCUGUUCUUGCUGGACCAGCGUCCCACGGAGUAGUCCUUGCUGGACCAGCGUCUCACGGAGCUGUCCUUGCUGGACCAGCGUCCCACGGAGCUAUUCUUUCCGGACCAGCGUCCCACGGAGCUAUCCUUUCCGGCCCUCAUUCAGGAAACGCAGCCGUAGCGGGUCCGAGUGCUGGUUCGGUGGUGAUCGCUGGUCCUUCUGGUAAAAUCACAGCCCAUGGAACCGGCCAUGGUGGUAUCCACACUGGUCACGGACAUUGGGUGCCACGUAUUCAGCAAGAAGCUUCGCAGCAAAUCCCUUCAAACACUCCUUUCAACAUGUGCACCCUGGUACCGGUCUUCUUCCUGGCAGUCAUGUCGGUAGCGACGGCAGCACCCUCGGGUCUGUUGGCGCAUGGAGCCGCGCUGGCUGGACCUCAUCUGGGCCCUUCGGCCCUCAGCGGACCUGUCGUGGGACCUUCCGCCCUUGCCGGACCUGCCGUUGGACCUGCUCACCUCUCUGGAGCUGUCGAUGGCGGCGCCGUGGUCACUGGAGCCGUUGCUGGCCCUUCGGUCGUCUCUGGAAGUGUCGCUGGAGUCGCCGCGGCGGCUCCAUGGGGUGCAGCGGCUCCAUGGGGAGCAGCGGCUCCAUGGGGAGCAGCGGCUCCAUGGGGCGCUGUUGCGGCUCAUGGCGCUUGGUCGCCUUGGGGUACAGUGUUGGCUGGCCCAACAUCGCACCCCGCAGCCGUCGCUGGCCCCGUUGCUGCACCAGCACUCAUUGCUGGACCAUCCGGUAGCAUAGCAGCUGGACCAGCCGGAGUGGGAGGAAUCGUCAGUGGAGCCCCACACUGGUAACCAUUUAUGCCGGACAACCAACUCCACGACAUCUUCGACUGAUCUCCCCGAUGCCCGCCAUUUUGAGACCGACCGCG
Messenger RNA from Colletes gigas, 1733 nucleotides. Its product is annotated as spidroin-2-like. The transcript is spliced from 9 exons. The record is from RefSeq and is a predicted model, not a curated record. NCBI's taxonomy places the organism in Eukaryota, Metazoa, Arthropoda, Insecta, Hymenoptera, Colletidae. Bases 1 to 1656 code for a protein of 551 amino acids.